UGGACUCCAAGGCUCACUGGCUGCCGGCGUUGUCAGGUUUUGGAGCUCCUGAACGCAGCGGUUUCCUGCUCUGGGCCAGGAGAGUAAACUCGUCGGUGUGCGGAGCUGGACAGCGGGACCUAGAGUUCGCAGUCUGCAGUCCCACGGGUAGCUCUGGACAGCGCCCUUGUCGUCUCAGAAUGGAGCAGUUUCCUUCAGGCCGUAGGGACCGCAGCGGCGGCUGCAGACCCCACCUGGCCCCGGGACUGCGGGCCGCUCCACCCGCAUCGCCCGCGCGGCCGGGGCCGUCGGGGAUCCCGGUGUCCGCGGCUUUUCUGCGGCCACCUGGCCUGUUCCUGCGAUCGGCCGCCAGCGCGGGUCGCGGAGGAUGCGCUCCCGGCCCGGGGCUGGAUAGGGCGCUGGGGGCGGUGGGCUGCGGCUACCCGCGGACCCCCAAGUGCGCCCGCUGUCGCAAUCACGGCGUGGUGUCGGCGCUGAAGGGCCACAAGCGCUUCUGCCGCUGGCGGGACUGCGCGUGUGCCAAGUGCACUUUGAUCGCAGAGCGCCAGCGCGUCAUGGCCGCGCAGGUGGCGCUUCGCAGGCAGCAGGCGCAGGAGGAGAGCGAGGCUCGUGGUCUGCACCGGUUCCUGUACCCGGGGCCGUCGGGGACCGGGGCUCUGGCGUCGGGGAGCAGCGGCAGGAACGAGAGUCCCCAGGCCGUGCGCAGGCCUGAGGCUACGGCUGUGUUGGGAGCGGGUACUUCAAGGCAUCCCGGGAGCCGGGCGGUCCCCGCUUUCGAGGUUUUCCAGCAAGAUUAUACCGAGGGAAAGCAGGAACCAAAAGAGAAGAACUGCGAGUCAUGCCAGAGUAGACAUGAAGAACUGGUCUCCCACACCCAUCACCGUACUCUGGGAUCUUCUCCUAAGGGUAAGAAUACCACGCAGAAAAGGGGCUUCCUGUCGUCUAUUUCAGAACACCCAGACAAACCCAAUAUAAUCCUGUCUCCUUGCCCCACGGAGCAAUCAGGAGGAGAAGACAGUCCCAGGUCCUUCUCUUCCUCUGACCUGGAAUCAGGGAACGAAAGCGAAUGGGCCAGAGAUCUCAUUGCUACCAGAGCCAGCCUUUCCAAGGUGACCUCAAGACCACGUGAUCCUCUCGGAAUUCUUACCAGGAUUUUUCCAGGUUACAGGCGUAGCCGCCUAGAAGCCAUCCUACAGUUCUGCAAGGGAGAUGUUGUCCAAGCUAUCGAACAGAUCUUAAAUGGGAAAGAACAUAAGCCAGACUGCAGGGACCCAGCACACGCAGACUUGGAUGACACAGCCUUCCAGAGAGCUUCAGAUUUUACUCUUGCUAGCAUUGACUUUGGGACUCUAAGUAAUAAAUCAGCUCUGUCUCCUCUUGAAGCCGCAUCUGCUGCUUAUGGAGGAGAUUCAAGUCUCUACAGUUUCAACCCCAGGCUAGCUUUCAGCCCACUGCGCCUGGCAUAUUCUCCAGGAAGAGCGCUGUCUGGUUUGGUGUCGCCGUACCUAACGCCUGGACUGGUUCCAGCGCUGCCUUUUCGGCCAGCUUUGGAUUAUGCCUUUCCAGGGAUGAUUAGGGAGCCUUCCCACCUUCAAGGCAAGCACUUAGUAACUGGUGGUAGACUUUAUUUCAGGCCCAAUCAGGAACAUCUGUAACAUAUCAACCCUACCAUUCGGUGGUGUUUCUGGAACAGUAACACUGUAACACGCCCCCCCCCCCCCAAUUAUUAAUGUUCUUCAAUGAGUAUAUGAGUGACUUACCAGCCUUAAACGCUGUUUUUAAGCAAUCUGUAGACUUUAGACUUGAAGACUUCUUUAGCAUUUAUUACAUCAAAGAAUCAUUUGAACAUUAUAUGUGCCUUGAAUAAACAUAUUUCAGGAAAUAA
Molecule: messenger RNA, 1885 nt
Organism: Arvicola amphibius (Eurasian water vole)
Lineage: Eukaryota; Metazoa; Chordata; Mammalia; Rodentia; Cricetidae
Gene: Dmrta1
Product: DMRT like family A1
Exons: 2
Coding region: 180-1655 (491 amino acids)
Biological process (GO): regulation of transcription by RNA polymerase II; sex differentiation
Cellular component (GO): nucleus
Molecular function (GO): RNA polymerase II cis-regulatory region sequence-specific DNA binding; DNA-binding transcription factor activity, RNA polymerase II-specific; protein binding
Source: RefSeq, a predicted model, not a curated record